AUGCAGGCAAUGCUUUCCCGCUCCCCGUUGGCUGCCUACAGCUUCUCCAACGAUGAGGGCACAAACAUUCGCGUCUGUUACCAGGACGAUCAUGGCAACAUCGGCCAGAUCUCCUACGACGACCGCCAGGGAUGGCAUCCAGGCACUCAUGGCGUCGUCGGGCGUGCGGACCUCAAUACUGGUCUCGCCGCUAUAGCCUACGACAGUGGGAAGAAUGAUCGUGUGUACUACAUCAGGGGGGGUAAACUUGUAGAGCGUUGCCAUGAUAAAGACAAACGUGGCUGGUACAACGGCGGGCUGACCGGCCUGUUCCCUGUCGCCCAUUACACCCAGCUAGCUGCAGCGGGCGAGAGCUUUAGCACACUACGAGUUUACUACCAAGACCGCGAGAACUUUGUUCGCCAAGCCCAUUGGACCCCCCCGUGGAUACAGAAAGAUUUACUGCAUAGCUAUUGUAUGCAGCCCAUCACUGGAACUAGCAUCGCGCUUUCAUGUCUUUAUCAGAAAGUACAGCGGACCCCCGCUGGAGCGAUCUUCCAGCUGCAUAAUUCACAGCUGAGAGAGCAGCUGCCAACCGAAGCUGGCAAUCAUGAAAAGAAAGGCAUUUUCGAAUCACAGCUUCUAUAUAACCCGGGUGCAUCUAUUGCAUGUGUCGCCUACGGAGAUGAUAACCGAAAGGUCUAUACAGUAGACCGGGACAACAAGCUAUGCGUGACGGAUUCUAUUACCGGCACUAAUGACUGGGGAGAGACGAAGCAGCUGACUACGGUCAUCCCACAGUCCAGUGUAGCGGCGGUGAUGAUCUCUGCAAACCUGCCGCAGGUCAGGAUCUACACCCAGGUGGCUCCAGUGGGAUACAGGUGGUAG
Molecule: messenger RNA, 867 nt
Organism: Morchella importuna
Lineage: Eukaryota; Fungi; Ascomycota; Pezizomycetes; Pezizales; Morchellaceae
Exons: 5
Coding region: 1-867 (288 amino acids)
Source: RefSeq, a predicted model, not a curated record